UUAAUUGUGGAAUUAUAUCAAUCAAUGAGCUGAAAAUUUGGUCUGCCGAAUCCACUGCCAUGGUGAAUUCGAUGAACAAUUUGAUAUUGUCUUUUUUCCCCUUUUUAUUAAACUCAAUCUGCAUUUUAAAAUAUCCAUUUAUAAAUAAGUCAUAACAUAAAAUUUGUCGUAUUUCGAAAGAAACAAAACAACGUUAUUUGUGGACACGCGGUAUUCCAAUAGAAUUAAAUGAGGUCUACAAAUUACGAAUAAUUGUUAUUAGUGCGGUUGAUUGGAAAUGUUUCAUCAUUUUGCCCUCAUAUAUGUGCGCCACUCCUUGUAUCAAAAACAAUCAUUGCCUUUUAAAAUAAAUAGCCUUAUAUUCUUUUAAUGACAAGCGCAACAGUGAAUCAAAUCAUGAUCUAAUAUUUUUUCCGUCUGUUAGGGCUACGGGAAGAUCCAAAUUAUUUAUAAAACACAGGAUGAGGUGUAGCUUCCUUUGCGCUGCUGAUUUAUAUUUUGAAAUUAUGUUCUCUGUCCUAAUAUGAAAGAUACAGCUGUUAAGACGUUAUUGAAAUAAUUUUGUUUUAAUUUAGUUGCAGAAUUAUCAAAUCCUUAUAAUAACGAUUUGGUAGGACGAUUAUUAUCGUUGUUGUUGUUAUUAUUACACUUUCCCCCCUUAAAUUAUUACCAAUUAUUAAUAAUUAGUUCCCUAUGAUUUAAACAAUUUCAAACACCUUUAAAUUGGGGGAAAUGCAUUAUAAUCUGUUUUUGCAACAUAGGAAUGGUUUCAAUGCAAGAGUCGUUUUGGCCUGUAUACGACGGGCUAUUAUUUAUGUGUUUAUUUUUUGCCGUUUUCAUAAACUGCAAUAUUGUGCGCAUUGGCAGUUCUCAUUUAGAUUUGGUGGAGCACACUUCACGACCCAAAAAUUUCUUUCCGGGGGAUUUUUGGCUGAGUAAUCUCAGUACGACAGGUUAAAAAAAAAAAUCCGAAAAGUUGUGUGAAUGUUGUAAAAUAACUGAGCUCUUCGUUUUGCGGGGGAAACCCCAACACAAGACCAGUCUAUUAAAAUGAGCUACAGUUUCCAAACAACCCACGUUUUGAUGACACAAUUGAUGACAAUAUUUUGUGAUCACUCAAAUAAAAAAUAUGAUCCUAGAAAAAAAUAACACAGUGAGAUUCUGUGAGAGUACCUCUGCUUCCUAUUUGCAAACAGUAAAGCCAGAAACGGAAGGAAAUGCUGUUAUUUAGCCCAAACAAAUGGACAUUUACGAUCAAAUGCUGGAUUGAAUGAACGAAAAUAGACGGCUCUGCUAAUAUAUAGAAAUUGUAAACAUACUAUUGUAAACAAAGAAGUAACAGUUAAAUGUCUUUGAUGCGCCACAUCGUGCAAUUUAACGUAAUGAAGCGAUCUUUUCAAGCUAAGCUCCUCCCCUCACUUAGCAACCCAAGCACGUAGCAACGACCUGGCCAAUGGGCGUCGUCCUAGCGGGUCCACCGACUACGGUUCCCUAGCAACGCUAUAAAAAAUGCGCUGACGUCCAUUCUCUGCUCAAGAGUAUUAUGGUCUGUCGGGAAUUCAGAGUGGCAGCGACCAGAGGAGAAAAAAAAGACGCUAGCAGGCUAACGGUAGGUUGCACUGGAGUAAACAUGGAGCUGUCUGCCGUCGGGGAGCGAGUGUUCGCAGCCGAGUCGAUUAUCAAACGCAGGAUAAGGAAGGGUCGGCUCGAGUAUCUGGUGAAAUGGAAGGGCUGGUCUCCAAAAUACAGCACGUGGGAACCGGAAGAAAAUAUUCUGGAUUCGCGUCUGUUUGCGGCAUUUGAGGAGAGGGAGCGAGAACGGGAGCUAUUUGGGCCCAAGAAGAGAGGUCCGAAACCUAAGACCUUUCUGCUCAAGGCCCAGGCAAAAGAAACCACCAAGUCUUAUGAGUUUCGGAACGAGGCAGUGCGAGGGAUGCAGAUUCGCUACCCCACACCGGAGCCCGUUGUCACCCCGAGGGCCAGAGAAGGCCUGAGAUCUGUUGUUCCCACCAUUUUCCCACCAAGCACUAUCAACCGAGGAGAAAGCAUGCUCGUGGGCCCUUCAGAUGAGGAACAAGUUUUCCCCGAAGUGCUUGAGCACGUCCCCAAAAAGAGAGGGCCCAAGCCCAAACUGCGUUUAAAUGACGACGUGUGCGCAAACUCCGAGUUCGCGAGCCACAGCCCUCCAAAACUGCUGAAGGUGCAGAGUAAUCGAGAGGGAUUAAUCAAAGUUGGGCAUCACAGAUACCAAGGCAACCACGGCCACAGCCAUAAGCACCGCCAUAGGCACCAUCAUCAUUCACACGACCGGCCUAUGACAGCAGAGGGAUCUUACAAGCAGCUUUGCGCAGGGAGCGACCUGCAUUUGCAGAGCAAGGACCCUCAUAGGACUAAAAACGGCUCAGGCCUGCAGCCCAAACUUCUGGCAGCUCGCCCCACACAGCUCCUGCCCACGGAAAAGCCUUACUUUCUGGACAAGCAGUCCCCGAGCCGACUUGACGUGGACUUGGAUGAUGUGACGUGGCGGCCCUCACUGUGCAGCGUGGAGAAGGUUCUGGUGACCGAUGUGACAUCCAACUUCCUGACUGUCACAAUCAAGGAGUGCAACACUUCUAAAGGCUUCUUUAAGGACAAGAGAUGACUUAAUUCGAUCUUUCAUUUUCUCUUUUGUUUUUAAAAAAAGGAGUAAUUGUGUAAAUAUCAAGGAAUGUUGUUGUUAAUAUGUAUACAUUAUCUAGCAAGCAUUGACGAAAUUAAAUCAAAUUCCCCUCUCAUUAUACACUGGCUACAUUUGUAAAAUUUGUACAUUUGACUUUCUCAAAAUAUAACUGCUAGAAUUUAUUUACCCACAACACACAUCUCAUGCUGGGAGAUGAUGAGAUUCGUUUUUGUUUAUAAUAGAGCCGUUAUUUGGGUUGGUUGUAAUUUAAAAUUAUUUGACAAAGAUUUCCGUUUGAGAGCUGUUUUGAAACUAUAGCACUUUGUGUUUAAAAAAAGUAUUAUUUCGUUUGUGUUGCUGUCAAAGUCCAACUUUGUCCCAAUUGUCCAGCAUUUUCUAAAGGUUCCGCUAAUUUGCGAGUGUGUACAGGCCCAACUGCAAGAAAGAGCAGCGAGUUUUGACUUGGGAAAAUAACAUUUGGCGUAAAAUUAUUUGUUUCAAUAAAUCAAAUGUUUUCAAUUGUUUAAAAAUGCGUGUUUAAAAAUGCUUCUUGUCCUUGUUUAGAUGGCUUAAUUAAAGGUCGUUUAUUCGCAAAUG
Molecule: messenger RNA, 3256 nt
Organism: Corythoichthys intestinalis (scribbled pipefish)
Lineage: Eukaryota; Metazoa; Chordata; Actinopteri; Syngnathiformes; Syngnathidae
Gene: cbx8b
Product: chromobox homolog 8b
Exons: 5
Coding region: 1544-2641 (365 amino acids)
Biological process (GO): negative regulation of transcription by RNA polymerase II
Cellular component (GO): chromatin; PRC1 complex
Molecular function (GO): chromatin binding
Source: RefSeq, a predicted model, not a curated record